AUGGUAGUGCGACAGCGGAGGUGAACAAGGGAACGCCAAAUGACAAUAAUAAUUAUAAAGAAAGCCUCUCGACAAGGAAAAUAAACUCACAGAUGCAAACCAGAGCGAAAAAGUGUCGACGCAAGAAGCCAUAUGACUUCAGCAAUUCUCGCCAGAGACGAGUCGCUUUGCAGGUGUGUUAUUUCGGUUGGGAUUACUAUGGACUGCAGAGGCAACCAGACGUAGGUGCUACCAUUGAGUCUCAUUUAUUCGAAGCCCUGGAGAAGACCUGCCUGGUAGAGAAUCGAGACACAUGCCAGUACAAUCGGUGUGGGCGUACAGACAAGGGUGUGAGCGCAUUUGCACAGACUGUGUCCAUCAAUGUCCGCACCAAACUCACGAACCCACGAGGACUGAUCACUGCCGAGUCUGUGGUCAGAGAAGGCCCGCCACCAGAGGUUGAGCAGCCGCCCCUCCCUGAGACUGAAGAUGCAACUCCUGCCGCGACAGCAACGAUCAUUGCCUCAGACACAGCAGCCGUGUAUGACGACGAUGCGGAUGAACUGUGUUUUGUGCGCAUGCUGAAUGGGGUGCUUCCCAGAGAUAUCCGUGUGACGGCCUGGGCGCCUGUAUCAGAUGACUUCAAUGCCAGGUUUGACUGCAGCUCACGAACGUACAAGUACUACUUCAUUAGCACGGGCCUAAACGUCCCCGCUAUGGACGAGGCCGCCUCACAUCUGGUGGGCACGCACGACUUCCGGAACUUCUGCAAAAUCGACACGACCAAACACGUGGCCAAUCACGUACGCACGAUACACAGCUUCACCAUUGGGCGAACCACUCAGCUGGAAAACCCUUCAAGCGAGCUGUACACCGAUGCGGAUGUGCUCGAGUUCACGAUAGUGGGAACCAGCUUUCUGUGGCAUCAGGUCCGGUGUAUGGUUGGAGUGCUGUUUCUGGUGGGGCAGGGCCGCGAAAGCUCGCAGACGAUAGACACACUCCUGGAUAUAACAAAGUGCAAAGGACGGCCCCAGUACAAUAUGGCACCCGAGGGACCGCUAGUUCUGUACGACAGCCAAUACAAAGACCCGCAAUGGCGUCAUAACAAAGAUUCGCAUAAGCUGCUGAUGAGGUCACUGACAGAGCAGUAUACGACACAUGCGAUGAGGGCCACCAUGGCGCGCACCUUCUUGAAUCGACUGAGAACUGCGACCCUACACACAGACAAAGGAGGCGACGUCGUUCCGUGGACUCAAGUGGAAGAGGAGAUGCUUAGUGCGCCAGUUCCCCACCACUACAAGCCAUUACUCUCUCGGAAUAUUAGCACAACUGUGGAAGCAGCCUUCGAGAGGAAGGCGAAGAAACAAAAGCUGGAAAGUGAUUCUGCAUCAAAUUCGGGGCACAAAUAAAGUCCGGGGGAAAAUGAUGUCAAAGAGUAGUUCCGGGUCAUACUAUAGCGUUUCUUUUUCUUUUAUGACUAUCCAUCAAUUUCGAAAGUGUUGUACAAGCCCUACUAG
Sphaeroforma arctica JP610 is the source of this 1496-nucleotide messenger RNA. RefSeq lists its product as hypothetical. The annotation marks the transcript as partial. The transcript has 8 exons. Gene Ontology annotation, molecular function: pseudouridine synthase activity; RNA binding. The record is from RefSeq and is a predicted model, not a curated record. Gene Ontology annotation, biological process: tRNA pseudouridine synthesis; mRNA pseudouridine synthesis. NCBI's taxonomy places the organism in Eukaryota, Ichthyosporea, Ichthyophonida. Gene Ontology annotation, cellular component: cytoplasm; nucleus.